Molecule: messenger RNA, 992 nt
Organism: Saccostrea cuccullata (small rock oyster)
Lineage: Eukaryota; Metazoa; Mollusca; Bivalvia; Ostreida; Ostreidae
Exons: 5
Coding region: 135-992 (285 amino acids)
Source: RefSeq, a predicted model, not a curated record
AGAAACUGCCGGGAUGAAUUUUUAUCAUCCACACAAAAAUUCGGCUUUUAUCUUUGCUCCAUUCACGAAGACCCCUGCUGACCCUGCUCGUAAAACAAACUGCGCAUCCCUGACCGAGGUCAAAGUAGCCGAAGAUGUCGGAGGAGAAGAGAUCAACACGUGGGAGAAAACGAUCUUUAACAGAUUCAGCAAGAAAACGAAACAGAACUUCAGUUGUGUCAAAAUACAAUCAAAGCAGAAUAGCUAUAGGUGGUCACUAUGAUCGUUGGAUGGAAUUAAAAGAGACGCUGCAGCUUAAAACUCAUGCCGAUGUAGCAGAGUACCUGCUUGAUCGGAAUGAAACCUUGAAGUUUGAAAGUUCUCCCAAGAAGGUUAAAACUGCAAUAAGUGCAGUGACAUCAACACCGGGACCAACAGCGACCAUUCUCCCACCCAAAUUUUCAGAUGUGUCUGAAAUAUCUUCAGAUCUAGACAAGGGGGACAGAAAUUCAGAUUUAUCUGGUGUAGAACAGUUUGUAAAAACUGAUAAGAAAACAACAGCUCCAAGCAGUUUCUUGAAUCCUUUAGAUCUCUCAAUCUGCUUAUCAGAAAACUACACCAACGAGAACUCAGAGGAUUCAUCAGAUGAAGAUUAUGAGCCUAGUUUCAUAAUGACCAUGAGGUAUGUUUUGCAAGGACACCUUGCUGCUAAGCCAAAGGACACUCAGACUGAAGCCGUGGUUGAGGACUCUGAAAAUGAGGAUAGCUCUGAUGAGGAAUCAAAUGAUGAUCUUCGCCCCGGGAUUGCCAAAAUUUUAACUCCAGAAGAGAUUGGGGGCUGUAAGGAAGACCGCCCUUUCCUUGUUUAUCUUUCACAGCUUCACACAUUAGCUGAAUUACCUGUCCUACCAAAUUGUCAGCUUAAAGGAUGCCAAAAAUCAGUGCAUUUGGAGAAAACUGUUGUUGGAUCGGCACUCUAUUUCAAAUGGGUACGUAAGAAAAUUGCCUUUUAA